GCCUAGACUGUACGUCUCUCCCUUCGUCUCCGACCCCGUACAAGUUGCAGGUGUAGAUUCCGAUCACCCCGCAACCGCUUCGGACGAGCUAUUUCAGAUUCCGUCGAGAGCGGAAGCCCGAGCCACUCGACGACACCGUUUUUUCAUUCUUCGCGCGAAGUGAUAGAAUCCUUGGUUGGCUAUUGUUGAAUAUCUAUGAUGAGCGUCGUUGAAGAUUUUUACGGAGAUUUCGAGAAAAAUUGGUGACUUUCGUUUGAUUACUUUCAAUUUUUUUUACAAAUCUUUUCUGGAUUUUAAUGGAGCAAAGCGAGGCAUCUGAUUUUCCGGCGAAGAGGCAAUUGGAUUUCACGGCGAUGUGUCGAGCUUCGGCAAAUGUGAUCUUGCCGGAGCACCCGCAGUUACCGCUACAGACACAGCCACAACGAUCACAAUCACAGUCGCAGUGGCAGUUACAAUCACAGUCACCGCCGCAGCUGUUGCCGCCACAGCCGCGGCCGCAACUAGUGCCGGUGUUACCGCGGAUAACGAAUCCCUCCCGGCCAACAUUGCAAGCGGUCAAGCAAGAGUCACCAAGAUCACUACCACGAUCCAACAGUGAAGUGAAAGAUGGAACUCCAAAGAAGAAAAAGCAUUGUAAUUGCAAAAAUUCUCGAUGUUUGAAAUUGUACUGUGAGUGCUUUGCGUCGGGAGUUUAUUGCAAUAAUUGCCACUGUUCAAACUGUCAAAAUAAUGUGGUGAAUGACGCUGCUAGGAAGGAGGCAGUUGGUUCAACCUUAGACCGUAAUCCAAAUGCAUUCAGACCAAAGAUUGCUAAUAGUCCACAUGGAUCUCAUGAUGGUGGGGAAGAGGCUGGGAAAGUCCCAUUGGUGGGAAAGCACAAUAAAGGAUGCCACUGCAAGAAAUCAGGUUGCCUCAAGAAGUACUGUGAGUGCUUUCAAGCAAACAUUCUGUGCUCUGAGAACUGUAAAUGUAUGGAUUGUAAGAACUUUGAGGGGAGUGAAGAGAGAAGGGCUCUUUUCCAUGACAAUGGAAACUACAUGGCCUACAUCCAACAGGCAGCCAAUGCUGCCAUUAGUGGGGCCAUUGGAUCCUCUGGCUAUGGGAUAGCUGUGGCAUCCAAGAAGAGAAAACAACAGGAGGUCUCCUUUUGUACAACAGCCAACAAUCAAUCGAAUCAUAGGAAUACUCAAUUUCAACAGGAUAAUCAUCUAAGAGCUUCUGCUGUCUCUCCUUCGCCCUCCAUUUCUGUUACUCACACAAAUAAUGCAGCAGUAUUGGGUUCUUCAAAAUUCACAUACAGGUCUCCAUUAGCAGACAUCUUACAACCGCAAGAUGUGAAGGAUCUUUGCUCUCUUUUGGUCGUAGUUUCACAGGAAGCUGGAAAAACACUCACAGAAGCGGAGAGGGAUCACAUUGAAACUUCUAUUAUUUCUUCAACUCAAGAGAGGGAACAUCUUCAGACAGAUGAUGUUCAGAAACCAUUGCCUGAUGCUUGUUUGAGCGAAAACCAAGUGGAAAGGGUUCAAACAGAUGAAUUAGACCAAGCUGAUGUACAAAAUGGGAGACUCAUGUCUCCUGGAACUCUUGCGUUGAUGUGUGAUGAGCAAGAUUCAAUCUUCAUGGCUCGUGGGUCUCCAGAUGGGGUUGUUGGCAGUAGUCAAAUCCCAACAGUGAAGUCAUCUCAUGGGCAAGCCUGCACUGAGGUUUAUGUAGAGCAGGAAAGACUUGUGUUGACAAAGUUCUGGGAUUUCCUUAACAGGCUCAUCACUUGUGGGAGCAUAAAAGAAACUAUGUGUUCUCCAUUAGCCAAAAGCGAGACAGGAAACCAGCAAGAACCCUUGGAGGAUGACGCCACAAAAGUUAGAACUGGAAAGGGGAAUCACAAGGAGCCCAACGGCAAUAGCAUUGUAAAACCUUCUUUCGCAGCCACAACUCAAAUGUCUCAGACAAUCGCUGCGGCCAAAGGCAAUGGCAUUGCAAAACAAAAACCUCCUUUCCCAGCCACGACUCGCAUAUCUCAGACAAACCCUGCAGUCCAUGGCAAUGGCACUGCAAAACCCCCUCCAUCCACAAAUCAAAUGUCUUAAGACAACCAAUACAGUCACCUCUGGACCUAGCCCCGGUUCGCAUCCAAUUGUGGUGUCACCCACUGAUGAGGAAUUGUAAUGAGACAAAAAGGAAAAUAGUUCAAAUCAUAUAGCUAUCUCUGUAGUCUUCUUCAGUCAUGAGUUCUAGCUGUUCAUGACACAAUUAUAAGAGGUCCCUGGGUCCUAUUUUUAGAAGUUCAAAUUGUUUUUUGGUUUCAACAA
This is a messenger RNA of Vitis riparia (riverbank grape), 2309 nucleotides long. Its product is annotated as protein tesmin/TSO1-like CXC 6. The record is from RefSeq and is a predicted model, not a curated record. NCBI's taxonomy places the organism in Eukaryota, Viridiplantae, Streptophyta, Magnoliopsida, Vitales, Vitaceae. The coding region runs from base 297 to 2087 and encodes 596 amino acids. Gene Ontology annotation, biological process: regulation of DNA-templated transcription. The transcript has 8 exons. Gene Ontology annotation, cellular component: nucleus.